This is a messenger RNA of Helobdella robusta, 174 nucleotides long. RefSeq lists its product as hypothetical. Gene Ontology annotation, molecular function: protein dimerization activity. The annotation marks the transcript as partial. The transcript has a single exon. The record is from RefSeq and is a predicted model, not a curated record. NCBI's taxonomy places the organism in Eukaryota, Metazoa, Annelida, Clitellata, Rhynchobdellida, Glossiphoniidae.
UAUCCAAUCACUCAGAAGUUGUUCCGUAUUAUUAAAGCAUGUCCAGUUAGUGUUGCCAGUGCUGAACGUAGCUUCUCAACUCUGCGAAGAAUUAAAACAUGGCUAAGAACAGGAAUGACAGAAGACAGAUUAGUCGGAUUGGCACUACUUAAUGUACACAGAGACGUUAGUAAA